AUCCAUUCUAUGACUUGACUUUAACAUUCCUGGAAACUACAACCGAUCUAAUUGGAGGAUUUACCUCCUUGAAGGAGGAAAUUGGAAGGUUAUCUAUGUCCAAGAUGGCCACUGAAGACAUAGAACUUAAAGGAGAGGCAAGUAGCACAAGUACUGUGAGUCAAUCCUAGAAUUUCUAAUUUUAAUUCCCAAGAAAUAUACAGAACGGCAAAUGACAAGACUAGUUCAAUGGGAUUUCAAAUAGAAUAUGUAGAAUUAAGCAAAGGCUAUAUUUUCUGUUUACAGGAAGACAUGAAAACAGAAAACAGUCAACAAAGCUCAGAAGGAGAAAUUAUGAGCCAAUCUACACAAAAAUAUGCUGGGAAGCAGACUCGAGAUCCUCUUGCGCAAAAAGAACCCAAUGUUCAGAUUAACAUCUCUGAGCAUGGAACUGGAUUAAAUGAAAAUGGAAACAUUGAAAUUCCCAUAUCGGUUAAUGAAUGCAAUAGAUGUACAGUUGGUCUCUUUACGCCCAAUGAAAACAUUUCAGGAGAAUCAAUCUUUCAACAAGUAACAUAUUUGAUUUUACAGUUAUCAAAAUUGAUAUUCUUGAAUACAACUUUGUGGUGCAUGAAACCUAAGUAUUAAAACAAAAUCAAUUAGAAAGUUGUUUAGUUUUUUAAGUUUAUAGCAUGUGCUGAUUUUUCUUCCUCUCUGUGUUUACCAGGUGGUUAAUGAUAAUUGUGUAGACUCUUCAACCAGUUUAGAGCUCAUCAGAAACACGGACUCAGAGGUAUCUUUGGAAUCCCACCCCUCUUGUCUCUUGAUAGGAAGCCAAGCAUACGACAAGGUAAAAAACCCAAAUGAAGAUAUGCAGAUCAGAUGGAAAGCUUUUACAAGAAAUAAAAGGAACGAGACAAAAGGAACUGCUACUUAUAUCCGAAUUAUUCUAAAAAUUAGUGCAUAGUUUCCAUACAUUUCAAGUGUGUGCCAUUUUUUUUACCGUAUAAUAUUUUACCUUUUUGUCUGUUUAAAUAUGCAAAAGAUUAGUUAUAUAAAACAUACUUUUUAUAAACAAUCCUUUGUGCUAUAGUAACCAUCACAUUUCUAUCUCAAGUAAAAUUUUAAAAAAUAAUUGUGUAACUUGGGAAUGGUAUGUUAAUGAGCACUGUUUGUAUUGUGUUACUAGAAAAUAAUGAUGGUCCCUGGAAAAAACAUCACAUAUUUUUUGGUAUUUUUGUAUUUGUUCUUUGUCUACUUUAGGUGUCUUCUGAAAAUAAUGUGUGUGACGUACAUAAUAUUGCUUUAAACUCAGAAAAAACUAUGGAAGAGACUGAGCUCGAAAAUAAAACACAGCAAAUUGAGAUGAAGAGACUGUUUGAUGGUGGAACAGAUACAAUAAAGGCAAAAGAAGAAACAGUAGAACAAGCUACGCAGGACCAUAAAACAGUGAAGAUUUCGGGGAAUGAAGAGAACAGAGAUUUGGAAGAGAUGUGCAAAGAGAUAAGUGAAGCAAUAGAAACAGUAACUAAGAGGAAGAGACUUUAUUCUGAAGAAAGGGAGAGUGAGAAUAUUGGAAAAGGAAGUGAAAGUGGGAUCAACCCCUGGGCUUAUCAUGAAGAAGAGAAACAUGAGAGUGGAUUGGAUAUGGUAGUAAUUGAAGAGGAGGCAUCUUCAGAAGAAAUGGAAGAUAGCAGUGGAGAAGAUGAUAAACUGAGCAGUCCAUCUAGCACUCAGGAACAAAUAGAGUCACCUCCUGUGUGUGACUCUUGUGGAGUGGUGACAGAGACACAGGAACCAUCAAUGACCCAACAGGUAAUCACAUUUCGUUAUCAUUACUACCACUUGUUACAUGCUUCUGUGUGUUUAAUUGUUACUUGGAUUUUAACAAUAAAAAUAAAACUUUAAAGAAAAUUCUAAAUAAACAUUGGCAUAUCCUUAAACAAGACGACCUUUUAAAAGACCACAUCCCAGAGAGACCUAAUGUUGUGUUUAGAGGGGCCCCCAAUUUCAGAACCAUCCUCACGAAAAAUUAUACAAGAGAGAAUGUACAACAAAAUAAAACUUUUCUAUCUAGACCUAAAGGUUGUUUUAAGUGUAAUAAAUGUAUUGUGUGUAGAACCACUAAAGGAAUUACAAAUUCUAAAACUCAAUUUUGCCUCUAAUAUUACUAAAACCUCCUACACAAUGAAAGAAUAUAUAGGUUGUAAUACCAAAAAUGUGAUAUACUUAUUGGAAUGCCCAUGUGGGCUCCAAUAUGUGGGCAUGACUAAGAGAUGCCUUAAAGUGAGAUUAGCAGAACAUUGUCGUAACAUUAGGAGAGGUUAUGAGAAUCACUCAGUUUCCAAGCAUUUUUAAAUACAUAAUAAAGACCCGACACUUUUAAAAGUAACUGGUAUAGAACAAGUUACUCUCCCAUGGAGAGGUGGAGAUAUGACAAAAACUUUAGGCAAAAGGGAAAUGUAUUGGGUCUUUACACUUAAGACUCUUUUUCCUGAGGGCUUGAAUGCUGAAUUUGACCUUUUUAAUUUUUUAUAAUUUUUUAUAGUCUUUUACAAUAAAAAAUAUAUAUUUUUUUUAAAUUUUUUUUUUUUCUUCCCCAAAUGUAUAGGAGCUAUCUGUUACCAUAAGGUUAACAAUAUAUACCUAGCUAUUUAGCACCUAAAUACACUUUUCACUUUGUUUAGUUCUAUUAUUAUUUUUUUUCUUAUCCUUUUACAUAUUCAUAUUUUGUUUUAUAUAUUUAUAUUUGUUUUACAUAUUCACACUUGUUUUAUUUAUAUUUUUAUUUUCAAUUAUAUUUUGUUUUAACAUUUGCUGUUAUGCCAUGUAUUUUUACAGUGCUAAUAGGUUGAUCACGAUCGGCAUUAGGCGCCGCCCCUUUUGUUGAUGUCAGACGGAGGCGUGCCCCUUGUUGCCGGCCCCCGUCUGAACAUUGCAUACCCCACGAGCACUUGCGGUAUACACCGCCCCCACCACUGACGUCAGACGGAGGCGUGCCGCAGGAUGCUGACCUCCGUCUGAGCUGUCACAUCCUACACCGAUAUGUGCUAUUAGUCACGUGACCGCGAAGGUCCGCGAUCACGUGACCAUCCAUUUUUCGCUCCCUCCCCUGUCACUACAUUUCCCACAUUGCCUCAGUGCUCACCAUGUGAUCGCAUUAGAUUGCGAUCACAUGAUUUUUGAAUCAAUCUAUUAUUUUAACAAAUAACACUCGUUUUAUUAUUAAAUAUUAUGCGUUAUUUUAUAUUUUGAAUUAUGAAUACUAUGCAUUUUGUAUUUUUAUGUUUUUAAUCAUUUUGCUUUUCACACACUGUAUGGAUGACGUCAUUUUGGCGCCAAAAUUUGAAUAAGCAUGUUUUAUCAUAGUUUAUAUAAGUAUCUAUGUACCAGGCUGAUUUUUACUAUUGCCAGUUGAUAAAGCCCUGUGUGGCGAAACGCGUUUUGGCUAUUUUAUAUAUUUUUUAUUGUACUAAUAAAGGAAUAGUGGCUUCUUUACAGCAAUUUUGCCAUAUACCUUUUUAUUUUAUUUUUAAAACUUAUUUUAAAACUUCCUGUCACCUGGUCAUUCACUAACUUGGAGUCUACUCACGACCAAGAAUCCUCGGUGGGGAUUGUACCACCUAUGCGAAUAUACUGAGCAGUUUAUCCUGCUCAUUCGAAUACAGUCUACACUAUUGGAUCGUCUUUGUUGCUUAUAUUUUCCAUGUUCACCUCCGAAUCAAGACUCCUCUAAAGACUAGAAGAUCCAGUCUCUUAUUGGACUCUCUACCUCCAAAUACUUACCGGAACCUGAAAGAGAAAUAUACCAAGUACUGUUACUAUCAUUCACUUAUUUGAACUUAUCAAAAGUAUAUCAAGAAUUUGGACUAUCAUUCUUUUUAUAUAUAUUUUUUAUAUAUUUAUUAAAUCCCUCUUUUUUACAUAUUUCUCCUCAUUUAUGUUUUAAAGUGUUUGACAUAUUUAUCCCUUUUCAUUUGAUAUUUAUGUAGCGCAACCUAUUAUUCCUGUUUUUGUUAUAUCAACUCAUAUCUUAUGAUAUUUAGUGUUCUAUAUCUACAUCUAUAUAUGUAUAUUGAUAUAUUUUAUGUUAGCAUUGAGAAUGAUAACAGAGUUCACGGCUUAUGUUAUACUCUUAUCACACUCUUACACUCUUAUCCUUGUUUUGGAUAUGUAUGUGAGGUCAAUUUAAAAAAGAACAUUUAUUUGUGGUGAGAUGACAAUUGAAGGACAAAAUAGCUAGAAAACUUAUAAAUUGUAGAAUUUUCCCAAAUUUAUGCAUUUUUGCCUAGAAGUCAGUUUGUAGCUCACAAUUUAGAAAAUACAAAAAAAAAAACCUUGAUGUAUGAUAAAAGUAUUUAAAUAGUUUCUUAGAAACCGAAUCACAAGCUUUGAAUUACGUUAAUACUGAAAAAUAAAGAGCAGCAUGAUCCAGGAUAGGUUCUGUGUUACUAAUUAUAAUACAUUAAUGUAAUUAAUCUCCAAUAGGAAAAAGUGUGCCCAGUAAUUAGCACAUAAAGUGAUAAAUAUUGUAAUAGUGGCUCUAAAACACAUGUGUGGGAAUAACGCCCUCUUCCCCACACACCAAAAUAAUACUCUACAGGUGAUAUAAGUGGAGCUCAUGUACAGAAGUGGAGCGGUAAUACUUAUAUAUGAAGAGGGUGUCCAGCACAUGCGAUCUUUAGCUUCCAGAAGCUCUUUCCAACUCUCGGGAGCCCCUAGCUGUCAAAGUGUUGCUGCGGGUUACUGUAGCAUUGCUCCACGCGACACGCAAAUUCGACUGGGCUGGGUCCCCUCUUCACUACACAUAACCUGGCAGUCUGCACAAUGCCACGGGACCACCAGGGAGUGUGAUGUCCUCCCUCCUUGGCCACAUAUAUUAGGUGUGGAGGGGGGAAAACAAUUAAUAAAUGAAUGAUAAAAAUAAAACCUUUUCCCCACAGAAUGCAGCCACUAUCCUACCCCACAUACACUGAACAAAAUUAUAAACACAACACUUUUGUUUUUGCCCCCAUUUUUCAUGAGAUGAACUCAAAGAUCUAAGACUUUUUCUAUGUACACAAAAGGCCUAUUUCUCUCAAUAUUGUAUAUUGAGAUAAUCCAUCCACAUCAAGAUGCUGAUUAGAUAGCAUGAUUAUUGCACAGGUGUGCCUUAGGCUGGCCGCAAUAAAAGGUCACUCUAAAAUUUGCAGUUUUAUCACACAGCACUAGGUGCCGGCCGACUUCACUGGCUGCAGGGAGCCAGGUAAUUUGAAAAAUCCGAGUCCCUUCCCCAGCCAGAGGCAGGGGAUUCUGAUAUUUGCGCCCCCCUGCUCUGGCACCCUAAGGUGGCCGUCUGGUGGACACGACUGCCCUAAGUCUGCCCUAAGGCGAUUUAGGCUGCCGCAAAAACUUAGGGGGCCGCCUAAAUAGCCCAAUUAGAGAGCAGCCUCGCUGCAUAUCUAUGCAGCAGAGGAGGCCCUGGCCUCUAAUGGCCGGAGCGGCAAAAUGCCGCCACUGUAAAAGUGCGGCCUGGAGCGGACGGUUUGACUCUGCACGCACUCCAUCCACUACACACACAACAUCCAGUUUACACACGCUGCAUCCUCUACACCAGGAAUGCCCAAAAGGUAGAUCCCCAGAUUUUAAAACUUCCAUGACACUUUGUCAUUCUAAAGGCAUGCAAAACCUCAUGGAAAAUGUAGUUCUACAACAUCUAGGGAUCUAUCUUUUGCUCUACACAAACACACACACUGCAUCCACUUCACAAACACAGUAUUCUAUACACACAUUCUCUGCAUCCACUCUACACACACACACUGUAUCUUUGUGGGCAGACUUGGUGGCAGGCACUGUGGCCAGAUUCAGGGGCGGGCACUAUGGACGAGCUCUGGGGUGGAUCCCAGGGGCCCAGACCAUGAGCUGUGUUAGGGGCCCCAAAAUUUCUGAUGGCAGCCCUGCACAGGACCAAUAUAUGUAAAUGAUUUGUAUUGUAAAAGAAAAAAAGUUUUUUCUUAUAGUUUACCAGAUUCUUAAUCAUCCACAUGCACACUUUUUUUUUCUUAUAUACUACAAGAAGCACAGUAGGUGUUUGCAUCUGUAACAUGACAGCAGGUAUAUGUAUAGCCCUUUGCUAAAAUAUCUAUUGGUGCUUUCUAGAAAUGUGGGUAACUCUAUAUAUUCUACCGUGCAUUUUUUCUAUAAUAUUUAAUGAUAAGAGAUAAGUAGAGAUAAGACCAUCAUCAGAACCAAAGUAGCAUCGAUUGGCAGAGGCACCCAGUUGGGGUGCCAGGCGGUCCGUCACAACCAUGUACACUUCUUCAUGGCAAUGAUGUUCCCUGAUGGCAGUGGCCUGUUUCAACAGGAUAAGGCUAUUUGCCACACUGCGAAAAUUGUUCUGGAAUUCUUUGAGGAACAUGACAAAAAGUUCAAAGUGUUGCCUUGGCCUCUAAAUUCCACAGAUCUCCAUCUGAUUGAGCAUCUGUGGGAUGUGCUGGAAUAACAAAUCCGAUCCCCACCUCGCAACUUGCAGGAUCUGCUGCUAAUGUCUUAAUGCCAGAUACCACAGGACACAUUCAAAAGUUUUGUGGAGUCCAUGCCUCGAUUCAUUAGGGCUGUUUUGGCAGCCUGAGGAGGAUGUAGAGUAUACAAUAUUAAGCAGGUGGUUAUAUGUGUAUACAUGCCAGUAGUAAAUAUAUCUUAUAGCUGUUGGUUAAGGUUUAAUAUGUAAUACCCCUGUUUACUCCUUAACAGGUACUGUGUGCAGAGGGCACCGUAAAGCAGAUAUACCCCUUGCCACCAGGACAACCCCUGCUACAGCGUGAGAAAGUGUUCUUUCACUUAUCAGUAAAGGAGCAGCAGGAGACCUUGCAAAGGCUAAAGGACCUGCAGAGGGAGGCAGAGAUGAAGUGUGCUAGUGACAGGAGGAGGCAAAUGCUACGGGUGAGUGCCAAUUUAUUUUAUAGUGCGUCAACUUAUCUAUAGCUCACAUGCUGGCUAUGUUACCAAGGUGUGAGAGACUAUUUUACUGGUAUAUAUAAGUAACUGUGGUAACAUGUAUCAUACUUACACACAGACUACAGACCUCUGCAUACAUUUACAUAUAAGAGAGUUUGUGGUUGUGCAAAUACAUCUAUGUGGUGCUGUUUGUGUAUGGAUAAUUUAUAAAGUCACAAGUAAAACAUAAUCACACACAUGUAGAAAAAACAUCCUCACACAAAAAUAAAUAUACACAUACACACUCUAGUAUACACUAGAACACAUUAACCCCUUAAGGACCAAACUUCUGGAAUAAAAGGGAAUCAGUAUAUGUCACACAUGUCAUGUGUCCUUAAGGGGUUAAAGGGACACUGUAGGCACCGAGACCACUUCAGCUCAUUGAAGUGGUCUGACCCUUUUGCACUUAGUGCUGCAAUGUAAAACAUUGCCGCACAUGUGCAUUAGUGCAUUAUUUGCGGGCUAUCGGAGGGGGCAGAGAGGGACAUCAUUGCUGGGAAAAGUUAAGUAAAUAAAGGGUAUUUAACCCUUUAUUUACUUACCUGGGCAGGGAAGGGGGAAAGAUAGUGCCAGGAAUACAGCUUUAGUAUCCCUUUAACUCUCCUGCGAAGAAAAAUACAGUCCAUGCUAAUUUGCAUAAUUAAUUAUACAUUAAUUCCCUAAAUCACUAAUAAAUUAAUUACAAUGGCUGUGCCUGUAGCAUUGUGUAUGUGAGGCAGUGUGUGUGUAUAUACUGUCUGAAUGAGUGUGUGUGUGUGUGUAUAUCAGUGUGUUGUCUAAAUGUGUAUAACAGUGUGUGUCAAUGUCUGUAUACUGUGAGUGUGUGUCCACUAUGUCUGUAUAUGUUAUUGUGUGUACAAGUCAUGUUUAACAGAGGUGGAUAUUCUGACUCCAUUUCUCUCCCCAUUCUCCCAUCAGAGAAAAAUACUGGCCUUUGCAUUGCAGGUAUUUUUGCAAUACUGGCACUGGCCAGACAGCCUCAAAUAUCAGCUGUGCCAGUAAAAUGCUGGAGAGGUGGCAACCCUACAGCAGCUCCUGGGUGCACUUUUAAUAGAGAUGCAGGCUGAAAUAUUUCUCGCUACACCUUUCUUAUUGCUAUUGUGUUCACAGCUCUCACCUCCUAUGCAGACAUACUGCAGCCUCUCUUUCUUCCUUCACAGACCUAUUGUGCCAGGAAGUAACCCCUUCCUCAGGGGAGAGAAGGUCAGAGGGGUGGGGAGGGAAUUCAGGCUAUGGGUAGGAAGCUGCUGGGCUAUUAUGUCAGUGUAAAUGGGCCCCAUGCCUGCUGCUGAGACAAGGUGUAGUCAGCACAUUGAGUCCAUGUCAGGGAUCAUAUUUAUAAACAGCUGGUAGGGCCUACAAAUAAGCAAGGGCCUGGAGCUGAUGCUUCAAUGCUAAAGUGGCUCUGUCACCUCAAACUUACCUUUCUCCUAAUGUUCCUCUUUAAGAAUCUGUUGCAAAGUGUAAUUUUGCAGAAUAACAAAAAAAAAGACAAUAUCUCUAUUCCCAAGUUGCCAACUCAUUUGUUCUUGUAUCAUCAUGUGUGAAGGUUAAUAGAUAUUUUCUUCCGUAGUUUCAAGAGAGACUGUCCAUUGCCAGAAUCAGAAGAUCACAGGAAGAUCUUUUGGGAACCUCUCCGAGUGCAUCCCCUCUCCUGUCCCCAGAACCAUCGCCCCAGGUGGGACCAAGAUACUGAGAUGCAUUACUUAAAUACUUGUGGCAUGGUUGGGUUUAAAAUAUUGGGUAUGUGCAUGUUGAAUACUGCAGGAACAUUUCUGAACACAUAUAUACAGGAUAUUUUAAAGUUUUGUCAAGUAAACUAAAUAAGUUGGUUAGCUGUUUGCUAUGAAUGGUGUUAAAAAGGUAUUUCUUGCUAUAUCACUAUUUUGACAGAUUUAACAAAAAACACAUCCAGCCUCUGAUCUUUUUUAUUCCAACAGGGUGAUACAGAGCAUCAAAAGACAGCAGUAAGAGAGCAUCUAGAAAGGGUUAAACGAGAGCGUACGAACAUCAUGCAGACAAAGAGAGAAAGGUAACAUGCAACUUUCUGAAAUGCUUUAUGCGUGGGGAGAAUCCCAUUAUAAUGACUAGUUUUCUAUCAGAAAUUGGCACUUUUAUAAAUAAUGAUGAAAUAACCCCCUGGGUAUCAAUCAAACAGCCAGGGAAGUUUCAAAAUAAGUUACUAAAUAAGGAUUAUUAUUUUUUUUUGCCCAUUUGGGCAGUGGAGUUUCCCUUUAAUAUAAUAUUUUUGCAAUCUUUCAGUAGUCUGUCUACUCUUCUAUGUAGCAUAUUAAACUAAUUGAGAUCACAUCAUACUUUGUAUGAAGAGCACCAGGCUCUCUCAAAUAUGUAAAUAUCUUCCUUGCUAUACAUUAUAUUUACUUUUUGCUUACAUUAUUUAUUUAUUUUUUUAUAUUUGUCUUAUAGGAACACAAGCACCUUCAGAGAGCUACUAGAUCCUGUACUGACCAGGAGUGAAUGUGAGGAUGGAGAAGUAGGACUCAGAGGAACAGAAGGGGUUUAAGGAAAGAUUAUGAUAAUGGUUAAGGAGGGGUGCAAGGAGAGAGAAACCAAGUACUCAGAUCUGUACAUGAAUCAACUUCCUAUCAACCAGAGUGUCAAUGGACAGCUAAAGACGAAUGCAAUCUUAAUGGCCUCAUAGUUGCCUUCUGCUCAGGACACACCCCUGGUUACUUUAGGCAUACGGCCAUCCUAUGUCAUAGCCCACCUAUCAUCUUGUAGACAUCUUAUAUUGUCUCCUACUGCAUUAUGCACUUAGAUGAUAAUCACAAUGACAGCGCCCCUCAGGUUAACUUUCCAUGCCUGUGUAGUACACAGAUAAUUUAUGAAGUUAAUAAGCUCAUAUAGAUAUGUCCUAUGUCCCUUAUCUAGAAAGAUUAUAAAGCCCACUAUAGGUAUCUCUUACACAGUAAACCAAGCAAUUAAGUAGAAUCCACACUCAACUAGAAUUUACACUAAAAUAGUUUACAACAUAUUACAUGCUAGAUGUGAAGAAAUAGUGAUAAUUGUAUUAGGGACUGUGUGCCUGGGAGUUAAUUGAAUUAGCACCACAUUGCAAUAUGUAUGGGGGAUAGGUGAUGUUUGGAUGAGAACUAUAAACCUUACUAGCUUAGCGGGAUCAGGCAAAGGUUAUCAGCAGAGAUCAUCAGCCGGAGUACCGGAGCUCCGCUACACUACAAUAUUCUAAGAAAAUUAGAAAAAAAAUGUAUACCAUAACCAGUAUGACACAGUUGCAAAUUCAAGUAAAACUACCACGGUACAUCUAAAUCAGUCAAAAGA
Pelobates cultripes (western spadefoot toad) is the source of this 10254-nucleotide messenger RNA. Lineage: Eukaryota; Metazoa; Chordata; Amphibia; Anura; Pelobatidae. The record is from the annotation of a GenBank genome assembly.